This is a messenger RNA of Manduca sexta (tobacco hornworm), 1668 nucleotides long. It is a transcript of the gene 6pgl, whose product is annotated as 6-phosphogluconolactonase. The transcript has 4 exons. Gene Ontology annotation, biological process: carbohydrate metabolic process; pentose-phosphate shunt. Gene Ontology annotation, molecular function: 6-phosphogluconolactonase activity. The record is from RefSeq and is a predicted model, not a curated record. Bases 116 to 817 code for a protein of 233 amino acids. NCBI's taxonomy places the organism in Eukaryota, Metazoa, Arthropoda, Insecta, Lepidoptera, Sphingidae.
UUUUUUUUAAUGUCAAACCAAGGUCGUAAGUUUCAAAAGUUUUCAGUGGUGUUUGUUACUGUUUCGUGAUUGAAAAACAUAACUCUGAACUAUUUACUACAAAGAUUUAAUAAAAAUGACUAUAAUAAAAGUAAGCGAUGAGCAAGAAAUAAUAAACAAACUUACGUCUUACGUACAGAAAAUUUCCAACGAUGCUAUUUACAACAGAGGAAAUUUUUAUAUUGGCUUAUCAGGUGGCUCAGUAGUUAAAUAUCUUUGUGAAAGUCUUCCCAAAAUAGAUACAGAUUGGUCAAAAUGGACGCUUGCAUUUUGUGAUGAGAGAGUUGUGCCCGAGGACAGCAAUGAUUCUACAUUUGGCACUUAUAAGAGAGAUCUCAUACCCAAGACUUCUUUGAAAGAGAGCCAGUUUGUCACUAUAAAACAGGGUGUUUCAGCCGAAGAAGCAGCAAAAGACUACAUAGAAAAGUUGAAAAAAGCAUUUGGUGGUGAUGAAUUUAAAUUUGACUUGCUGCUACUGGGCAUGGGGCCUGAUGGUCACACAUGCUCUCUUUUCCCUGGGCAUCCCCUACUGACCGAGGCAAGUGUGUCGGUGGCAUCCAUAACGGAUUCUCCAAAACCGCCACCCGCACGUAUCACACUCACAUUCCCUGUGCUCAACAAUGCCAGAAAUUGCAUUUAUGCUAUUAGUGGUUCUGGAAAGGCUGAUAUGGUUAAGCGCAUAUUAAAAGACAAAGAAGAUCUGCCAGCUGGCAGAGUGAAACCCGAUGGUGGCUCCCUCUACUGGAUUGUUGAUGAAGCAGCUGCAGUUCAUCUGUGAUAUUUAUAUUACUUUUAUUAAAUUUUAACAUAUAAUGCAGUAAAAAUUCUUCCAAAAAAGUAUAUAAAUUAAAACUACAGAACAUCUACAUUUAUUAUGAGGGUGAUAAAACAAUAAGGUUUUUUGGCUGUGUUAGACUUAACAUACUUUCAUCCUGGCACUAUAUCAGCACUUUUAGUCUGUCACUCAACACAAUGCAGACCAUUUGAAGCAAUUUAGCACCUCUAAUGUUAAUCAACCCCUAGCUUUUCCAAGGAAAGCGAUGUUUUUUAGUUCGGAAUUCCUUAUGAAGGUAUAAUUGACCGCCUAGAACAAAGAUCAUAAAGAUUUCCAUUUGGCCGCGCUAAAUAGAGACGGCCGCGGUCAGUUCAAUCCGAUACAGAGGACGAUAUCACUGGCUAUUCGCUCUAAGAACGUGUUCUUGAAACUCCCAACACUGUGCCACACCAUAGUUCCGACCUCGCCGUAUUCCUCGUCUUCCUUCUCAAUCCUCUCCCAGUGACCGUCCUGAGCCGAGGUUUGAAACUCGUUAGUGGGUUGUCCUCGGCAUGGUCGCUUAAUUGCUAAGGGUUGCGAGCGCCUAAAGUGCUCACUCAAAAGUCCAAUGUUAACCUCACAAGGGUCGUUAUACUAACAGACCCGUGUGAGGCUAACAGACGUAUGUCGAAAAGAAAACAUAGAUUUAGUGCUUAGGUGAUUGUGUCAGAAUAACAGUAAUUAUCUUAACAACAAAAUUCUUGUGCUAUCGUGAUUUGGAGAGGGAUCAAUAUUUUCGCAAUUAAUGUCAAAUUAUGUAUAUUUUCUGUACAUUCCUUGUUGUAUUUAUUAUCAAUAAAUUGUUGGCUUUUAAA